Molecule: messenger RNA, 2419 nt
Organism: Spodoptera frugiperda (fall armyworm)
Lineage: Eukaryota; Metazoa; Arthropoda; Insecta; Lepidoptera; Noctuidae
Product: ecdysone oxidase-like
Exons: 3
Coding region: 348-2201 (617 amino acids)
Molecular function (GO): flavin adenine dinucleotide binding; ecdysone oxidase activity
Source: RefSeq, a predicted model, not a curated record
AUAAAACGCUGUACUUAGGUCUUAAGUCUUUAUUAAGUUAUUGGUAAAGAAAAUCAUUUUUUAUUCUACAAAAAGGUGAUUAUUUCGAAUAGUAUCUACAAGGAUUAUCCCCCAUUCGUUCAGAAGCGUGGCCGCACAGCAAUACCUUACAAUAAGCCUACUUGCUACACAUAUAUGUAUCAGUCGAGGGCAUGUAUUACCGCCGCGAGCCGUGCCCACACCUUUUUAAUAAACUCAUCAACUAUAACGAAUUAAUUUAAUACUAAAAACAACAUACAACAUACGUGCUAAGAUAAAAUAAAGACUUAUUGUUAAACACAAAAAGUCCAUUUUACAUCGGUUUUAAUAUGAUAUCUAUAAACGUCAUAGUAAACGAGUUCUUUAAGAUCCUGCAAUCAGUAGGGUCCACGUCUUUAGCGCAAUGGUUGCUACGUGUGUUGAGCAUUUCCCAGGCAGUGUUCCAAACAGGUUGGCCUGAAAACUACGAGAUAUCAGAUGGUGAGAGGUUUGACUUCAUUGUGGUCGGGAGUGGGUCGGCGGGCGCUGUGGUAGCUGCUCGCCUAUCAGAAAUACCAGAGUUUAAAGUGCUGCUGCUUGAGACUGGAGGCGACCCGCCACUUACCAGUGUGAUUCCUGGUUUCUUCCCAACUCUUCAAGGCACUGAAUAUGAUUGGAAUUACAAAGCCUAUUUUGAUGAGGACGUUGGCAAGGCGCACCCGGGUGGAUACAUUAGCUACUCCCGAGGUAAAGUACUCGGAGGCUGUUCAUCUACCAACUACUUAAUAUACGCACGAGGCAAGCCCCAGGAUUAUGAGAACUGGAACCGUAUAGCCCCUGGCUGGGACUGGGAGACAGUACUGUAUUAUUUCAAGAAGUUAGAAGACAUGAAAGAUCCAGUAAUCUUUGAGCAUCCAGAAAAUGCUCGGCUCCAUUCAAUAACUGGUCCUGUGAAAGCCUCCAGACCACAACCUUUGUCCUCAACCAAUGCUAUAGAUGACUCCAGGUUACAAUCUUACGAAGAAAUGGGUAUACCACGAGUUCUAGAGAUAAAUGGGCCAGAAAUUGUAGGAGCUGCUCGACCACAUUUCAAUAUUUAUGGUGGUAGGAGAUCUAGUACUGCGGAAUCAUACCUAAAGCCAGCAAAAGACAGAACUAAUCUUAAAGUGGCCAAGUAUUCCACAGUUACUAAAGUAUUAAUUGAUCCUGGCACGUUGCGUGCGUAUGGUGUGCAGGUGUACACAUCUAGUAAGACAUACAUCCACGUAUACGCUACUGAAGAGGUGAUUGUUUCUGCCGGUACAUUCAAUAGUCCGAAAAUUCUCUUACACUCAGGAAUAGGACCUCAAGAGGAAUUGUCGAAGUUACAGAUAAAGACGUUGGUAAAUCUCCCAGUUGGUAAAAAUUUACACGAUCACCAGAUUAUACCGUUAAUUUUUAAAGGGAAACGUGGAUUAGAAUCGGCUGUCCAAAAUGUAGUAGCCGCUCCACAUUUAGAUACCUUACCUGUACCGGUACAAAGUGGUUACUUUAGGCUGAACAGUAGUGAGUACGGCUACCCAUCCAGUUUACAACCACACAUUCAAUUCUUCAACACAUACAUUGGAGCAGGUGCUGCUCCUGUUCUCUUUAUAGCAUGUAAAACUGUAGCUAACCUUGAAGAUAGGGUUUGCCUUGGACAAGCAGCAAGCAACGCUUUCAAUGAAAUAGAUUAUGUUUUCCUUGUCCUUCUACACCCUCUGUCUAGAGGGCAAGUGAAACUUCGAAGUAAAGAUCCCCUCGACGAUCCAAUGAUUGAGUUGGGAUACUUUAGAAAUAAUUAUGACCUCAAGGUAGCUGCCGAAGGAGUGAAACGCAUGAAUACUUUGAUAAACACUACAUACUUUAAAGAAGUCAAAGGAAGUAUACCCAAAUUGAGUGUGACUGCGUGUGAAAAUAUAGAAUGGGGUUCUGAUGAGUUUUGGGAAUGUUAUGCGAAGAAUACUGUGGCAUCGUUGCUGCAUGCAGUUGGUACAUGUCGGAUGGGACAGGAUGGGGUUGUGGACGAGAGACUGAGGGUGCACGGUGUGGCCAGACUGAGAGUAGUGGAUGCGUCCGUUAUCCCAUUGAUACCGAGUGGUAACACUAACGCCCCGACUAUGAUGGUAGGUGAGAAAGCUGCUGAUAUGAUCAAAGAAGACUUUUAUGCACGCAAUAGAGUGUAAUUUUAUGUAGGUUUAAAUACAAAGACAAUACUUGCCAAAGUCCUAGAGAUAACUAAACAUACAAUAAUUAUAUUAAAUACUUCUACCUCCUAAUGUAUUUGUUGGCUGUUAUUGUAGUUCGUCCAUUUACAGUGUAAGUUGCAAUUUGCUAGCAAUCUUAACGCAUUGUCAUAUAAUGUAUAAUGCCUUGACAAAAUAUAGAGUAACUUUGAGAGAAG